Messenger RNA from Rosa rugosa (rugosa rose), 2332 nucleotides. RefSeq names its product insulin-degrading enzyme-like 1, peroxisomal. Gene Ontology annotation, molecular function: metal ion binding; metalloendopeptidase activity. Gene Ontology annotation, biological process: peptide catabolic process. The transcript is spliced from 9 exons. The record is from RefSeq and is a predicted model, not a curated record. Gene Ontology annotation, cellular component: mitochondrion; cytosol. Lineage: Eukaryota; Viridiplantae; Streptophyta; Magnoliopsida; Rosales; Rosaceae. Bases 443 to 1108 code for a protein of 221 amino acids.
ACCCAAAACCAAAAUCCUCACUCCUCACUCUCGACAACGCCUCACUCCUCACUCCUCACUCCUCACUCUCUCGAACAAAAACUUACGGCCAAAAUCAAUCUUCGCUCGCGCCUCACCUUAAAACCAAAACCAGUCUCUCUUCCUCAAACCUCCAGAAGCCAACAACCCCAAUUUUCUCGAUACUGUUUUGGCGAAACUGAAGCACUCUCUUUCCCUCGCACUCGUUCACUUCUACCCGCUCGCGGGUCAAGAAAGAAAAAGACCCUCAUCUCUACUUGGUCUAUGUGGAUUGCAGCAAUAUCCCCGGGAGUUUGACAGCUUAACGGAUUGAUGCCCUAAAUCCAAAACGAGUCGUCCUCCGAUGUCCCUUCCAGAUCCCCAUCACACUCUGCUGAAUUCUAAAUCCCCAGUUUUCUAGGGUUUCAAUUUUCAAUCUCAAGAAAUGUUGAAGCGGAAGGCGUCACGGAAGAAGAUGUUCUCCCCCAUCAUCUCCGGUACGAGCCCCUCAAGGCCAUCACCGACCAUAAUCCAAGCGGUUGUCAUUAGGUCUGGGAGACCAAUCUCUAGUCCAAGGUUGACCCAAAUUUCAAAACAGGCGGAGGAGACCACAGUAGUGAUCCAUUUGAGGCUACGUCAUCGAGUUUCGUCACAAACCUACAGUCUCAAUGCGAAUCUCUGCCAUCUUCGUCUCUAUCAGGCACUGAUGGCAAUGCCUGCUCUCGAUUUCAACCUUUGUCUCUUCCUAAUUCCAGAAAUAGGGGCUUUUAUUCUGACAACAAAGGUUCAUCGAGAUGAUUUUAUGCUGAAUGUGAAACUUCGGCUGUUUGUUCUUAUUGCAAAGCAACCAGCCUUCCAUCAGCUUAGAUCAGUUGAGCAACUUGGUUACUUAACUGCUCCAAGUUCAUGCCAUCUGCUUUUACAGAGGAAUGAUUGUGGUAUCCGAGGACUGCAGUUUAUUAUACAAUCUGCAGUGAAGGGUCCAGGACAUAUUGAUUUGAGAGUGGAGGAAUUUCUCAAGACUUUUGAGAGUAAGCUUUAUGAGAUGACAAAUGACAAAUUCAAGGUGAGGUCAACAAGAAUCUGGUCUUCAUUUCUUUAUCAUAUUUGACUAGAUGAUGUAAUUCUUCAAAUAAUUGCGACUUACGGUUGAGAAAGUCGAACUAGCAUUCUGACUUAUUAAGAAAGAGCGAGUAGUGUGAAACCCCUGUUCCACAUUGUCAUAUGAGGCAAUUGAACUAAUCACAAUUAAGAUGGUCCGCAAAAAACGAAUUAAAAUUGGUUUUUUGAGGCAUGAAAGGGUUAAGGGGUCACCUAGUAGGACUCUUUGAACUUCCCUAAUGGUCUUCCACACUAAGAAGAGGACAAUGUAUGUACAGUUCAGUGGCCUAAUCUAGACCUUACUUUGUGUUUCGUUCUUUAAGCUGAUCUAUUAUGUUUGCGAGUCUUAAAUUUUUCCACGGUAAUUAGCUGCUAUACUGUUUGUUAUGUAGAGCAAAUCUUAAGUUUUUACACUGUCAUUGACCCUAACUGAGAGACAAAGGCCAUCAUAAAUACUACUGCUUAUGAUACUUUUCUAAUUGGACUGGUGUGUAUAUUAGUUUCUAGGUUGUAGUUUUGACCCCGAGGGAAAAGGUGUGGACUUUUUGGGUAUAGCUGUUUGAAGAAUUCUCCUUAUUGCUAACUUGAAUUCACUAGAUCUUGAUACGGUAUUAGAAAUCAUGGGUAAUUCUCUCACUUAAAAAGCAAGAUUCUUCUUCCAAGUCUUGUUACAAAUAGGCAUUUUUGAUUAUAUAUAUGAAUGGUUUUUCUUGUUGCUAACUUUUGUUGCUAAAAUAGAAUAGUAGUCAAACUUCAGUUCAAUGUAGAUAAAGCUGGCUUGCCCUUUUUCAUUGAUACUAUGUUCAGUAUACAAUAAGCUCAUAUUUGCAGCUUCGGAGAUAAGUGGGGAGAAAAUUUGGAGACUGCCAAUGGAGGAGUUAUUGGGAAUCAAUGAAAUCAGGAGUAGCUGAUAUGGUCAAAACUGGUGGUCGUCAAGGUGGUGCUAUCAGUGCAGCUCUCUUCUUGAAACAUUUUGUUGAUGAAAAGGUUCAGUGGAUGCAUAUUUGACGUGGCUGGGCCUGUUUGGAGUGAUAAGAACGUGCUGCUACAGGGUUUUCUGUUCCUGGUGAAGUGGGUUUUGAAGAACUCUUCCUAGGUGCUGAAGAAGUAUUGGUAGGAAGAACACCAUUUACAUGAGUUUACAUAGCAUCGGAAGAAGACAAAUGUACAAAUUUAUGAAUAUUUUGGGAGAUACUCCAUGUUUGAUAUCAAUUUAAUGAAUUCAUUUUAUAUA